AUGACUCUCCACGCCGAUGCCGCCGCCGGAGUGCUGACAAAUAUCAAUGAGCAGUGCAAAGAAAAGGGAAAGGGAAUCAUUGGCUUGACCGCACUUGCUUUAGCAGCAAAGAACGGACAUGUUGAGGUCGUCCGGCUCCUCCUCAAUCAUGGCGCACAAGUCGAUGCGAACUCAAGCCAAAACCGAACUCCCCUGUGGAUUGUGACCACCCAGGGACGCGGCUCGCGUAGGGCCGAAGUCGUCGAACUCUUGCUACAGCGCGGGGCCAACGCUAGAUUCUCUCACCCCGAGCUUGACGGAGGUUCAAAACCACUUGAAAAUGAGUUGCUGAACGUUAAGGAUCCAGAUGUAAUCCAACUGCUAGUAGAAGCAAAAGGUACCACGGCGAAGUCUGAGAAACUCGCAGCGGCAGCCUCAAAUCCUGAAAUAAACGACGCCAUGGUCUCUACCCUAAAACGAAGAAAGCUGCGCGCUGCCAGCGUCAACCUCGUCACAGCGUUUCUGGUCUUCAUCCUUACUGUGAUUGACAAUACUGCAGUCACCAGACUGGUGCUCAAAAUCUUCGCCGCUACUCAAAAAAGCGACAUCAACCCUGCACCCCUUGAAGAGCAGCUAUCAAGCUCUUACGGAAAUGUGGGUAAUGUCGGACUGGUUGGGCUUGACUAA
Messenger RNA from Histoplasma mississippiense, 666 nucleotides. RefSeq lists its product with no specific name. Gene Ontology annotation, molecular function: protein binding. Bases 1 to 666 code for a protein of 221 amino acids. Lineage: Eukaryota; Fungi; Ascomycota; Eurotiomycetes; Onygenales; Ajellomycetaceae. The record is from RefSeq and is a predicted model, not a curated record. The transcript is spliced from 2 exons.